Messenger RNA from Dreissena polymorpha, 2048 nucleotides. Its product is annotated as phosphatidylinositol-glycan biosynthesis class F protein-like. Gene Ontology annotation, biological process: GPI anchor biosynthetic process. The record is from RefSeq and is a predicted model, not a curated record. Gene Ontology annotation, cellular component: endoplasmic reticulum membrane. The transcript is spliced from 5 exons. Lineage: Eukaryota; Metazoa; Mollusca; Bivalvia; Myida; Dreissenidae. Bases 29 to 724 code for a protein of 231 amino acids.
ACCAAUUCUUCCUCUUGGGAUUUCCAACAUGGCGGCGCCCAUGUUAACAAAUACUGCAACUUCUAAAAAAUCUUUAAAAUAUGCAUUAUUUUCAAAUUUUCUGGUCGUUUUACUUAUUGCUAUCGUUACUCUUACACUUAUUCACAAUAAAUCUGGAGUUGACAUAAUUAGUUCUCCAUUGUUGGUUACAAAAUGUCUAUCUGUUUGGUUUAUUUUUGUACAUUUGGUUUUAAAUUUCACCUUCCAUUCACCAAUUAAAGAGAUGCAGAAAUAUAAACCAAGUAUUCUUUUAAAGACACUUGGCAGAGGUUUGAUAGUUUCCUCAGUUGGUGUAGUCCUGUUCCAUUGCCUUGCUGUCUUGUUUGGGGCACCAUUCUUUGAUAAAACAGCAGAGACAUUCCACUUUGCAAUGCUGUUAGCAUCAACAACUGUUCUACCAGCAGUAGUGCAUUUGGGACCAUCCAUAGAAGUAUGGAUAAAAGUGUUCAUUUUUCAGAGUCUGGACACAGUGCAGGAGAUAGCAGUGUUCUACUCGGUGGUGUGCAGCCUACUAGGGUCAUGGUGUGGUGCAGCCCCUAUACCUCUUGACUGGGACAGACCUUGGCAGGCUUGGCCUAUCACCUGUGUGCUGGGAGCAAUACUGGGUCACUGUGCUGGACUGCUGAUGGCUACCCUGUAUCUAUGGCAACAGUGGUACCGUGGAAACAAGUCUAAACUAGUCUAGGCAGGGGAAUCUCAUUGUGUUCAAUAUCAAGACAUUUUUAUAAAACGCACAAAUUAUUGUGUAAGUUGCUUUUGGCAACCUAGUAUGACAACACAAUAAAAAUGCUAAUUUCUUGAAAUGAAGAAUGUAUAUACACUUCACCACCGUUAUUUCGAAGUCGUCGGGACCGUUAAAAAACUUCAGAUUAAUGAUAAUACAAAAUAAACAUUUGACAGAAGACUUCUUUGAUUCUGUUAAAAUGAAACGUUGUGGAAUUCGCAUGGUUCGGUUACAUGCUACUAUUAAUAUUAUUUUUACUUAAAAAUCGUAAACUAGUCAGAUAGCAAUAUAUUCCUACAUGUAACAAACAAAGGAAUAAAACGAUUCUUUUUCUUCUUUUUAUUUUUCUCUUAUUACAGCGCAUAUAAAAUAUAAUGAAUAGCACAAAUUACCGGGCCCUUUUCCAGAUUGCUCGACAUUUGGUUGGGAAAAUAGUAACGUGGUUGACUUGUUUGUAUCAGACAUUUUGUAAUGAUUUUUGUUAAAAAAGGUAGAGUUCAUAUAUUCUGCAUUUCAUUUGACCAUAUUUACUCAGACCUAACAUGAUACUUUUGUUUGUUACUAAAGAUUGCAAAAAUACAUAAAUAGUAGUUAUCGGCUUUUGACCACAUAAUAAAAUUAACACGCUGGGCGCAGACGACAAUGGUGUGAAAUUACGCUCAGUGUUUUGCUGUUUUGACUAAGGAUAAAAGAUUGAUAAUAAGGUGUGAAUUAUAGUGUUGGGACUGACAGAAUCACUUUGACUUAACGAUUUUUUCCUUUUAAUUAAGUUCGGAUUAACAAUGAAAUUUUACAUUUAACAAAGAAGAAAAAAAAUCGGGACCCGAAAAAUACUUCGAUACAUGUAUAACGAUGACUUCGGAUUAUCGGUGUUAGAAAUAACGGUGUUGAAGCGUAGAUGCAGAAUAUAUUAACCCUUUACCACUUAGAUAUAUAUUUUGAUGUGUGUUGUAGUCCCUAAGAAAGUAAAAUUGAAUUAAGACCAUUCUUACUAGAUUCAAGUUUUAAAGGCUUCAUUUCCAACCCUUUGAUACUUAUCAGCAGCAAACAGCAUAAAACCUGAACAGACUGUUACUUGCAGGCUGUUAUGGUUUUAUGUUGUUUGCACGUAGCCUGUUCACUUUGCUUCUGGGUUGGAAAGGGUUAAAGUUAUUAGUGCUUUUUUUCCUUACUUAUUUGUUCUUAUGAUUAUAUUAUUAAAAAUUCACUAUUUUGUAUAUUCUUAUGUAUUCUACUUAUACAGAGAUGGUGAAAAAAUAGUUUUAUGAUUAAAGUGAUGUAUGAA